Lottia gigantea (owl limpet) is the source of this 3454-nucleotide messenger RNA. RefSeq lists its product as hypothetical. Gene Ontology annotation, cellular component: cytosol; nucleus. The transcript has 6 exons. NCBI's taxonomy places the organism in Eukaryota, Metazoa, Mollusca, Gastropoda, Lottiidae. The record is from RefSeq and is a predicted model, not a curated record. The coding region runs from base 323 to 1462 and encodes 379 amino acids. Gene Ontology annotation, molecular function: protein serine/threonine phosphatase activity; magnesium ion binding; manganese ion binding. Gene Ontology annotation, biological process: negative regulation of stress-activated MAPK cascade; protein dephosphorylation.
GAUCUUGUCAAUUUGAACAUUUUCAUUUUUGGGUGUUUUUGGAGACAAAUGUUGUCUUUGUAUAAAUAGUAUCGUUUCAGACAGCCAGUAAACUAAUCGAUAUAUCUUUGAUAGAUUAUCAGUAUGAGCGAUUGUCCGUGUGUUUCAAAUAAAAAACUUUUGUAAUAAGUUGAUGGGCAUGGCGUCUCUCGCAAAACUGAAUCGUGUUCUUGUUCGUUCAAAAGCACUUUCAUAGUUGUAGUACGAAAAGUAUUGUUGAGAGUUUAAUGACAGGUUGAGUUUCUGUUUGAAUUUGAUUGUGUGUUAUAAUUAAGAUUGAAAUAUGGGUGCCUUUCUUGAUAAGCCAAAAACUGACAAGCACAAUGAAGAAGGGAUUGGGAAUGGAUUAAAGUAUGGGUUAUGUAGUAUGCAAGGAUGGAGAGUGGAAAUGGAAGAUGCUCACACUGCUGUGAUUGGAUUACCAGCAGGGCUCAAAGAUUGGUCCUUUUUCGCAGUGUUUGACGGCCAUGCAGGAGCUAAAGUCUCUGCGUAUUGUGCUGAACAACUUUUAGAUCACAUUAUCGCUAACGAAGACUUCCGUGGUAAAAUUGACAUUACUGACGGAACAGAAAUUCAGCCAUCGAUUGAAGAUGUUAAAAAAGGAUUGAAAACUGGGUUUCUUCAACUUGAUGAGAAAAUGAAAGAAAUACCUGAAAUGGCAAGUGGGGAAGAUAAAAGUGGAUCAACUGCCAUUUGUGCCAUUGUUUCACCAAGUCAUGUUUUCUUUGCUAAUUGUGGUGAUUCGAGAGCAGUUUUGUGUCGAGGUGGUAAAUGUGCAUUUGGUUCAACAGACCACAAGCCAGUCAACCCAAUAGAAAAAGAGAGAAUUCAGAAUGCAGGAGGAAGUGUUAUGAUACAGAGGGUGAACGGGUCUUUAGCUGUAUCAAGAGCUCUAGGGGAUUUUGAAUACAAACAGGUUGCAGGGAAAGGCCCAUGUGAACAACUUGUCUCCCCUGAACCAGAGAUUUUUAUUGAAGAGCGUCACCCCGAUGAUCAGUUUAUGGUUUUAGCUUGUGACGGAAUUUGGGACGUUAUGUCAAAUGAUGAACUUUGUGCAUUUGUCCAAAGUCGAAUGAAAGUGACUCCUAGUUUAGAGCAAAUAUGUAAUCAGGUUGUUGAUACAUCAUUAUAUAAGGGAAGUCGAGAUAAUAUGAGUAUAGUAAUUGUGGCUAUGAAUGGAGCACCAAAACAGUGCGAAGAGGCUAUUAAAAAAGAGAAAGAGUUAGAUGAUAAAAUAGAAACUACAAUUAAAGAAAUUCUUGAAAAUGACCCUCCUGAGAAUCAAGACCUUCCGUAUAUUGUACAUGUGUUAGCCAAUACCUUAGAAGAUAUGUUUCCACCAGGGGGUGGCAUUGCAUCAAAACGAACUUUAAUAGAAACAAUUUACCGUAAAUUACGACCUCAGGAAGACGAGGAUCAGUAGCGGUCAAUAACCUUUAACCUUUGACUUGACCUAUAUAGUUAUAUAUAAAUAUGAUGUACAGUCAUGUAAAAAAGUGGUUUAUACCAUAUAUGGUAAUGUAUGUACACAUGUGAACACAGCCUUAUCAAAAUACGCUCACUCUGAAUUCUUCAACAAAGAUUCAAGCUAUUUUCAUCUUCAAGAAAAACUCAUCAAAAUGGAAGUAGAUGCUUGCAAGGAACUUCAAUCUUAUAGCUAAAAGAAAGAAAACUGCCCAAAAAGUACUAAUACCAUAGAGGUAUACCGGUAGUCCAUAAAACUAAAAAAAAACAACUGAGAAUUAAAAAAUAGUGGUUAGGAGGUAUUUACUGUAUGUAUUUAAAACUUUAGGUGACCAGCACCAUUAGAUUUUGGAGCCACAGAUUGAACUGGGUUUUUUUUUGUGGAAUAAUCAUUAUUUUGUUACUGACUUUAGCUGUUUUCCCAGCAAUACAGGCCUGUGAUGAAAUUCUUAUGAGGGCAUCUUUAUUAUUAUAGAGACUUGAAUAGAACUGUAUAUUUAUUUAACAAACUUCAAACAUUGAAUUUAUAUUAUUGUUUUUCAUGAAAAAAUUUGAUGCAAAAGUGUAUUCAUGUGUCAUUCAGAAAAGAUUCCAUGUUAGAUUUUUUAGAUGCUGUGCCAAAAUAUUUAAAUUUUCAAGGAACUAAAUCAUUUUAAGUAACCAAAUUAACAUGUAUGAUAACUGUAUAAAAAAAGCACAAAUGAGGAUUUAUUGGCUAAAUUGUUAAAAGAAUUGCAAUUGAGAAAACUCUAAGAAUAAUCUUGUUUCUAACCAAGCUAAUGAGCAGAAGCUUUUAGAAAGUUGUAACUAAUUGAUCUAUUAAUUUGGAGUUUGUUAAAUUUUCCCUAUCCUACUGUAUAAUUUGUUGGAAGACUAGUGUGUUUUUUUCUUAUAUAAGUUUAUCUGAAUGUUUUAUGUUCUAUACUUUUUGUUAAAAUUUUGGAUUGAGUUGCGAUAUUUUGUAAGAGAACAUAUCUUUGUGUCCAAUUAUCCAUUUUAAUUUCUAAUCAAAGCUUAAAAGCUGCCUUUAAUACUUUUGAAUUGUUGAGUUAACAUUUAUAAUUGAAGAGAAAAUUUGAUUGAAAUUAGAAUUAUAGAAAUGUGCAUGAUAUUUAUAUGAAAGCAUUACAUUAUAAAAGGGUAAAACUAUUUCCUUAUGCAGAAAAUUCAUUUUCUGUUUCCUCAAAAUCACUGCACUUAUAGGAGUAAUAACCAGCAUACAGUGCAUUAUAUUAGAAAUAUUAUUGUUUUUCUGGCUGAAUAUGUCUCUAUCAAAUGAGAACCUUUACUAUAUAACAAAUUAUCAUAGAAAUGAUUGAACUAAAAUUCAUGUGGGAAUAUUUAAAUCAUGAAUAUAAAAUAUAUCAAUGAUAACACAAUUAAAAUGUUUAUCUGGCAUUAUUUACUGUAUGAAUUUUUUUUUAUCAAAAUUGUCACUGUAUUGGAAAUCAUAUAUUCAGAAAUGAAAAUUCAUUCACUGUCCCUGUACUUCAUUUUUGAAGUCAAUGUUGAUAAAUAUUUCACAGUAAAAAACCAACUGAAAACUUUGACAUUAGAAACAAGAAAUUGCUUUUAUAUAUGUAUUGAAGAUAUAUUGAAAAUUUGAAUUAUCAGAUCACGAGAAACUAGAUAUGUUACAAGUGCUACUGCUUAUGAACUUAUUUAUGCACAAUUUUUGUACCAUUUUCCAACUUAGUUUGAUGCAGCAUCCUGACUGAAACAGGUCCAAUUGACUGUAUUUUGUGUGUAUCAAGGGCAUAUGCACAAAAGUGUUAAUGGUUGCUGAGCAGCUAAUAAAUUCGAAAUCAAAAAAUAUAAAUAUAUAAAUGUAUAUUCAACGAGUACAGGAGUCUAAGUGUUAUGGUAAAGGAUGAAAGUUAACCCUAUUAUUGUCAACAUAUUUACUAGAAAAUUCAGCCACAGAAAACGUACAUAAACUAUAUAAUCAUUU